Messenger RNA from Aplysia californica (California sea hare), 472 nucleotides. Its product is annotated as O-acyltransferase like protein-like. The coding region runs from base 16 to 441 and encodes 141 amino acids. The transcript has 2 exons. NCBI's taxonomy places the organism in Eukaryota, Metazoa, Mollusca, Gastropoda, Aplysiida, Aplysiidae. The record is from RefSeq and is a predicted model, not a curated record.
ACUUAAAUAUAUCACAUGAGAGCACCCACCAACCACCAUGCGGUGUCCAAACUGUACCAGCAGCCUAUUUUCCUCAGUUACUCCAACCCACAACCGCAGAGGUUUACAGAGUUCUACCUGACCCCCUACACCAGAAUUGGACCCUUCGUCGUCGGAGUUUUGGCUGGCUACCUCAUGGCGCGACACGGCGGCCAGAUCGCCAUGAAAUGGUACGUGGUGGUCAUUGGUUGGGCCGUUGCCGUGGCAACUGGCCUCGCUGUUGUUUAUGGUAUCCAUGGCGACAUCACUGCUAAGGACCCCAGCUCUACAGAAGUCGCCGCUCUCUACAACGCUUUGGCCAGGUCGGCGUGGGCUGUCGCCGUCAGCUGGGUCAUCAUUGCCUGUACAUCGGGAUACGGAGGUGAGAAGUACUGUCCCCGUGGUUUUAUGCACCCCGCAUAACUUAGCAAACUUUGAUCACUUUUUUUGGCAC